AGUUCCUUUUCAGCCUCGCCUUUGACGUCUAUAAGAAGAUCCUCAAGUAAAAGGAUUCCAAACCCACUCUCGAAAUAUAUUCCCUUUUGUUCAAUUCACUUCUUAGAAGGUUCAAUAAGCUCAAUGUUUGUUAUGUUUACUUGCAUUAUGUGAGGUCCAUGACUAAGCAAAUGAAGGCCAAUGGUGUUAUUCCUGAUACUUUUGUCCUCAACAUGAUAAUUAAAGCUUAUUCCAAGUGUUUGGAGCUUGAUGAAGCCAUUAAGGUUUUUCGCAAAAUGGGCUUGUAUGGCUGUGAGCCGAAUGCUUAUAGUUAUGGAUAUAUUGCAAAAGGUUUGUGUGAGAAGGGUAGGGUGAAUCAGGGAUUUAAGUUCUUGCAGGAAAUGAGGGGUAAGAGUUUUGUGCCAAGUGCGGGUACUUAUGUUGUAAUCAUUUACAGUCUUUCCAUGAAUCGGAGGUUUGAGGAUGCCAUCGAGGUUCUGUUUGAUAUGUUGGAGAACUCUAAGUUUCCUGACCACUUGACUUAUAAGACUGUUCUGGAGGGAUUGUGUCCCAAAGGGAGAGCCAAUGAGGCUUUUGAUCUGCUUGAUGAGUGCAGGAAGAGGAAUGUUAACAUGAAUGAAAAGAUGUAUAAGGCUUUGUUGAGAGAAUUGCACUAUAUUUGCAGGGAAGGGGAGUAGAUUCUGUGCUUGCUGUUCCUUUAGUCUCGAUAAGCAUAAGUUGCCGAAUUCAGUUGUUAUAGGGAGUAGUAGAACUUGGUGUGGUAUCAAGAAAGAAUAAAUUUAUUUUUGAGUGAAUAUUAUUCCUGUAGAUUUUAUGAUAUUUUUUAUUGAUGUUAAAAUAGUAUUAGUUAAAA
Molecule: messenger RNA, 853 nt
Organism: Arachis ipaensis
Lineage: Eukaryota; Viridiplantae; Streptophyta; Magnoliopsida; Fabales; Fabaceae
Source: RefSeq, a predicted model, not a curated record